AUGGACGCUGAACACUUUAGCUCGCCCAAGCGGGAGUUUCCCAAGAAGAAGUGCGGUAUGCAGAGCAUUGACUGCAAAGAAGACGAUUUGCUGACUCACUUGAAGCGCUUCAUCCUUCUGCUCGCGCUCCACCCACAUUUCGAACUACACGCUGUCGGCGCAUCAGAGCGAUCGGCGGGUAAGAAGUACAAAGAUGCAGUCAAGUGGAAGCAAGCCAUACCCUUCACGGAGCGGAUUGGAAACUUGGUGGUGAAGAAAUGCACGGCCGAAGAGUUCAAGGACUGCGACCUGGUCUUCUCUGGCCUGGACAGCGAUGUUGCUGGCGACGUUGGUAUGGAAUCUAACCUCGCCGUCUUCUCCAACGCGAAGAACUACCGUCGCGACCCCCUCGUCCCGCUCGUCGUGCCCACCGUAAAUCUGCCACAUCUCGAUGUGAUCAAGCACCAACGGAAACACCAUGGCUUGGAGAAGGGCUUCCUCGUGUGCAACUCUAACUGCGCAGUCAUCGGCAUAGUCAUUCCCUUCGCUGCUCUACAAGACAAGUUCGGUCCCGUCGACCAGGUCUCCGUCGUCACGAUGCAAGCUGUGUCAGGCGCAGGGUACCCCGGAGUCAGCAGCAUGGACAUCAUCGACAACGUUGUGCCCUUCAUCUCGGGCGAAGAAGACAAGCUUGAGACCGAGGCAUCCAAGAUUCUUGGAGGUAUCAACGGAGAUGUGACUGGCUUUGUGGACCAGCCGAUGAAGAUCUCGGCGGCUUGUAAUCGCGUGCCGGUACUGGACGGCCACACUGCUUGCGUAUCGCUGCGCUUCCAGAGACGCCCACCACCAAGUGCAGAUGAGGUCAAGCAGGCCAUGCACGAGUACGUGUCGGAUGCACAGAAGCUGGGUUGCCCGUCUGCGCCUAAGAAUGCUAUUGUGGUAAUGGAGGCACCGGACCGGCCACAGCCUAGGUUGGAUAGGGAGACGGACAGAGGGUAUGCUGUCAGUGUCGGUCGUGUAAGAGAGGACGAGUCGGGCAUCUUCGACAUCAAGUUUGUUGCUCUCAGUCACAACACUGUCAUUGGAGCAGCGGGUUCAUCGAUACUGAACGCAGAGGCAGCGGUACUGAAGGGCUAUGCAUGA
This is a messenger RNA of Parastagonospora nodorum SN15, 1122 nucleotides long. RefSeq lists its product as hypothetical. The transcript has 4 exons. The record is from RefSeq and is a predicted model, not a curated record. Gene Ontology annotation, biological process: L-threonine biosynthetic process. NCBI's taxonomy places the organism in Eukaryota, Fungi, Ascomycota, Dothideomycetes, Pleosporales, Phaeosphaeriaceae. Bases 1 to 1122 code for a protein of 373 amino acids. Gene Ontology annotation, molecular function: protein dimerization activity; NADP binding; NAD binding.